CAUAGCAGUGACAAUUUCUUUCCAGCAGCGGCGGCAGAGGAACGACGGCAACAGGCUCGGGAUCAGCCGGCCUGCGCGUGGGUUUGCGGAGACGCUGAUCGGCCAGGCGCUACGCAGCCACUGCAGCCAAGGGGAGGACGAGAACCACGCACGCAGCCGGAGCGAGUGGACCUAGCAAAGCUCCAUCGGUCCACGGAGCCCGGAGGAAAGUACGGCCGAGGCGAGCGAGCCGGCACCUUCACGCUGGCUGCCUUAGCACCCAGCUGCAGUGCCUUCUAGCAAAAGCCAGAGCCGCUCCGGCUGCAGCGGCAGGACGGAUGCCAAGGCCACACGACAGGCGCAGGUGCAACCCCUGCAGUCGCCGUCCCACGCGGGGUCCAGACAUCGGGGGUUGCUGAUGAAGUGAUUGGGAAGAAACAGUGACCACCUUCACUCUGCACACAGAACACCAUGGAUCAGCCGUUCACGGUGAAUUCCCUGAACCUCACAUGCAAAUGAAACAUGGAUUGAUGAAGAUUUUAGGCCAUUGUCCAGAUCAUCUCUGAACUCAGUUUUAAAUUUGGGAAGGAUAGGACUAUUCAGGAAAGGAAAGAGAAAGUUAGCUGCCAUGCCUGACCACACAGAUGUUUCCCUCAGCCCAGAGGAGCGAGUGCGGGCCCUGAGCAAGCUUGGAUGCAAUAUCUCCAUCAAUGAGGAUAUCACUCCACGCCGCUACUUCAGAUCCGGAGUGGAAAUGGAGAGGAUGGCAUCUGUGUACCUGGAAGAAGGAAAUUUGGAAAAUGCCUAUGUUCUUUAUAAUAAGUUUAUAACCUUGUUUGUAGAAAAGCUUCCCAGCCAUCGAGAUUACCAGCAAUGUGCGGUACCCGAAAAGCAGGACAUUAUGAAGAAACUGAAGGAGAUUGCAUUUCCAAGGACAGAUGAAUUGAAAAAGGACCUUUUAAAGAAAUAUAACAUAGAAUACCAAGAACAUAUGCAAGGCAAAGCCUGCCCAGGUCUGGCAAAACGAAAAGCCGAAUUUCUCAAGAACUGGGAACAUCAGCGACUGAUAGAGGCAGAAAGGAAGCGGAUCGCUCAGAUGCGCCAGCAGCAGCUAGAAACGGAACAGUUUCUGUUUUUUGAAGAUCAACUGAAAAAGCAAGAAUUAGCCCGAGGUCAGAUGCGAAGCCAGGAGACCCCAGUGCCGUCGGAGAUCGAUGGGAGUGCUUUGUCCUGCUUCUCCACACACCAGAACAAUUCCGUGCCGAGUGUAUGUGCUGAUCAACCUAAUAAAAGUGACGUAACCAAUUGUACUAGCCACUCUCCUCCGGUCAACAGGGCCUUAAAGCCAGCUGCUACUCUAAGUGCCGUUCAGAAUUUAGUGGUUGAAGGACUGCGAUGUGUAGUUUUAUCAAGAGAUCUUUGCCACAAAUUCCUGCAGCUGGCAGAAUCUAAUACAGUGAGAGGAAUAGAAACCUGCGGGAUGCUCUGUGGAAAACUGACACAUAAUGAAUUUACUAUUACCCAUGUAAUUGUGCCAAAGCAGUCUGCAGGACCAGACUAUUGCGACAUGGAGAAUGUGGAAGAGUUAUUCCGUGUUCAGGAUCAGCAUGAUCUCCUCACGCUGGGGUGGAUCCAUACACAUCCUACCCAAACUGCUUUCUUAUCCAGUGUGGAUCUGCACACUCACUGUUCCUAUCAGCUCAUGUUGCCAGAGGCGAUUGCCAUUGUGUGUUCACCAAAGCAUAAAGACACUGGCAUCUUCAGGCUCACCAACGCCGGCAUGCUGGAGGUCUCCGCUUGUAAAAAGAAGGGGUUUCAUCCACACACCAAGGAACCGAAGCUAUUCAGUAUAUGCAAACAUGUGUUGGUAAAAGACAUAAAAAUAACUGUGCUGGAUCUGAGGUGAUGUGUUCUGAAGAUUAGCACCAUCAACACCAAGCACCUGCCCAUGGAUGUCAGUUGCUGGAUUUUCUUAAGAAUGUUUCCAGAAGUGACUGAUAUUUUAUAUUUAUACAUUUUAGAUGAGAAAGUUUGAUAUUUAUUGCUUUUGCACAUUUUGAAGUUUUCUUUUUGGGUUGCUCUGUCCCAAAAGUGGUCACAAUGAUGUUAAAUCAAUACCUAUUCAUGUACCCCAAAACUGUGGCCAGAUAAUAAAUUGUGCUGCAACUAAUAAUAUGACCAGUAUUUAUUAAGGUCUCUGCAUACAUUUUCGGAGCUUUAGAUGUUUUGCUCUAUUUUUUCCUCAUUCCUAUAAAAUGUGAUUCCAAACAAGAACUUCUGAGUACCCGGCGGUCUCCAAGACAGGCCGUCUGUUCUGCAGCCUUUCCCUGUGGCGAGGAUGAGCCGUUCCCACCUGCGGGAGGAACCCUGGCUGCAUGGCUGCACGCAGCAGAGCCCAGCCUGUGUUUCCAGUGGCAUCAAGUCCCGGGCCCGGGUGUGUCUGCAGCGGAUCUCAGCGUGAGGCACCAGGACAGGGAGCUUCUACUCAGGGGUCUGAUGUCAAAAGACUUGGGAUCACAGACAGUUCAUCACCUUGAUUUGGAGGACCAGAGCUGCUUAAGAGAGGAAGAAAGACUCAUGAAAAUGGAAUGCCUCUUACUGUGAAGGUCAAACAGGAGUGAUGGGGAGAAGAAAUGAGGCCUAGGAAGUUACUGGUAAUUCUCAGCCAGUAUCAUCUUUCCAGAAUAUCAUUUGGAAAGAACACAUAAUUUAAAGUCUCUCUGUAUAAUCAGUGCACAGGGACUAGGAAGAAACAUAUGUUCCCAUUGAAAAAGGUAGCACAAAUACAAUGUUGUGGUACUGCUAAGGCUUGGAGUGAGAUUUGUGCCUAGAUAAUAAAAGCACUUACCUGGAUCAAAAGAUAUGGAUUAAAUAGAAGGAAUGGGAGACUUAUGCACAAUUUUGGCAAGUAGAAUGGGUAGGAAAAACCCAAGGGUGGAAACAUUGUGGAGAAAAUUUAGCUGCAGAUAUAAGGAGAGAAAAAUGAAGGAAAUGUUGAUGAAGGAGCAAAGUCCGGCUAUUGAGGCGGAGGCCUUCUGAGCAUCUACGCAGACUGACAGUGAGGCACCCGAGACAGCGCUGGGGCUCAGACUGCCCACCAUCAACAGAACGUCAUGUUCCACGAAGGGGGGUCAUGGUAAACCCUGGCCUUGCCUAACUGAUUGUUUAAUUUCUCUGAAGAGUGUUUAAAUGUUAGCUGAUAAGGAAAGACAAAUGGAUGUUGAAUUGACUGAAACAUCAGAGAAAAGUACUCACUCGCCUGAGAGGUGUCUGUAAUGGAAUUGUUUGGGGAUUAUGACAUUUGCAGUGACCCUAUAAGGGGUACUUUACUAGGGACUAAUGACUGAAACACGUGGGAAAGUCCCUGAGAAAUCACAUGUAUGCUCUGGCCCCUCGACAUUCCCGGCGAGGUGAGCACAGGAAGGCGGUAGAGAAACGAGCCUGGCAACCCGGCAGACUCACUGCUCUGCCCGGGUUUCAGAGGAGGCUGUGUCUGAGCUGGGAUGCAGACUCUGAGCCCAAGAACAAUUCUGAAAGAGAGACAAAAAUUGGCAACUGAAAAAACAACACAGGAUUGACAGAAAUGGUCAAAUGACAAAACAAAGAAUUUAGUAAGGAGUGUAAUGUCCUUUAUUCAAGAAAAACCAGUCUAUGGAUCCGGGGAGUACAGGACCUCGCAGUGGUGGAGUUCUUGUUCCUAGGAUGCUUGGGCAAGAGUGAGUUUAUGAUGUUAGAAGAGGCAACACGGAACUGCCACAGUUGACUAGGAGGCUGGGAGUUUCCUUGGAAGGCUCGCCCGUGCUACUUUCCAGGGUAAGGUGAGCAGGCUCCAGCUGAGAUGGAGGACUGUGAUUGGUGGAUGGUAGGAGCCCUUGACAGGUGCUUCCUGUAAGUGCAAGCUGAUACAGGUUUAGGUGUGUGAUGUGGGGGUGGGCCACUGGGUGGCCUCUGUUUUGCGGGUCCUGACAGUGAAUUAACUUGAUCAGAAUUAACAGCUUCUCUGGGAACAGCUGAUGCCACACAUUUAUAUUUCAUUAAUAGGUAGGCGUGUGACUAAGUAGACCAGGAAAAUGGUGCAGACCUGCAGAAGAAACAGGACAGCAGAGUCUCGUGUCCUGCAGUCUGAGCACCUGGGUUCAAGCUCCAGCUCUGCCCAGCACAGACGGUACCUUAGGACAUCGUGAAAACCAGAGUACAGGAUGCUGGUAGGCAGGGCAGUUUCUGGGACGUGGGCCAACCACGCAGCCCACCUUGCCUGGCUUUAAGGAUCAGACUUACUGGGUAUUCGCUCUGUUUCCUGUUGCCGUUUUGCUCCAGCUGUUAUACAAGCUAACACCCUUGUGAUAUUGUGACUUAUGAGAAAAAUGUACUUGGUCAAAAAGAUAACAAAAAUAUAUUUUUCAUAUAGAAUUUGUCUUCUUCCAUUGUUCUUGGCUCACAGCUUCUCAAACCCUUGGAAUUUCCUGAGCUCUGUGGGCAAUGGGAACAUCUUUGGUCAGAAUAUUUGGUCUGCUGUCCUCAGUUCUGGAAAGUAUUUCUGAGUCCUAAAAGUGAACCAGAGUACUGUUAUUCAAGACAAGCUCCUUCCCACCACAACCAAGUUUAUGUUAAUAAGGUGACUUGGAAAUCAUGUAAGGAAUGGGUCGGUUGCCGGAGGAACCAACCCUGUGAUUAGAGGAUGGGAAUGAAAAGUUACCAGGAGGGGAGAGGGGCUGGAGUUGAAUAGAUUGCCAAUGGCCAGUGAUUUAACUCAUCAUACCUAUGUACUGAAACCUCCGUAAAACCCCCAACAGAGAGGGUUCAGAGAGCUCCUGGGUUGGUGAACCAGAUGUUUCCACUUGCCACCGGGUCCCAAAUUCCACAGAGCUAGGGAACUUGCACUGUGUAUCUCUUUAUCUGUCUGUGGAUUUGUAUCCUUUAAUAUCUUUUGCAAUAAAUUGGUAAUAUAGUGAAUAAACUGUUUUCCUGA
Messenger RNA from Phyllostomus hastatus (greater spear-nosed bat), 4948 nucleotides. RefSeq names its product STAM binding protein like 1 (gene STAMBPL1). Bases 608 to 1885 code for a protein of 425 amino acids. Gene Ontology annotation, molecular function: metal-dependent deubiquitinase activity; protein binding; K63-linked deubiquitinase activity. Gene Ontology annotation, biological process: protein K63-linked deubiquitination. NCBI's taxonomy places the organism in Eukaryota, Metazoa, Chordata, Mammalia, Chiroptera, Phyllostomidae. Gene Ontology annotation, cellular component: membrane; endosome. The transcript is spliced from 12 exons. The record is from RefSeq and is a predicted model, not a curated record.